This is a messenger RNA of Angiostrongylus costaricensis, 324 nucleotides long. The record is from the annotation of a GenBank genome assembly. Lineage: Eukaryota; Metazoa; Nematoda; Chromadorea; Rhabditida; Metastrongylidae.
AUGGAAAAUAGCCCACUGAUUGGAUCUCAUGUGGUUGGAAAAGCUUUUCGAGAAGAGAGGCCUUUUCGUAGGGCUCCAGUUCCACGCUUGGCAGUACAAAUGAUGUUUACGUGGAUCGGCGACGAAGGAGUCGACAUCGGUUUCAUGCGACUUUCCAUGUACACUACACCAGGAUUACUUGCCAUCCUGAAGAUCAAAUCACCGCCUUUUCUAGUGCUCUUCUUGGAUGAUGGUCUGGAUCGGUUCAGCAAUCCGAACACGGACAGAGUUUCCGCUUACAGUAUCGCCGCGGCCAGUGAUUCCGAUUUUGGUGAGUGUUUCUAG